Messenger RNA from Labrus bergylta (ballan wrasse), 3673 nucleotides. RefSeq names its product solute carrier family 25 member 29 (gene slc25a29). Gene Ontology annotation, biological process: mitochondrial L-ornithine transmembrane transport. Gene Ontology annotation, cellular component: mitochondrion. Gene Ontology annotation, molecular function: high-affinity L-arginine transmembrane transporter activity. Lineage: Eukaryota; Metazoa; Chordata; Actinopteri; Labriformes; Labridae. The record is from RefSeq and is a predicted model, not a curated record.
AUAGACCUCCUUGACACAUCCGGCAGAGAGCUUGUCCGCGUUGACUAAAAGCCACAACAGUUCAUUGAGUUUAUGUAGGUCAGCAGGAGACUCUUUUGAGAAUAAGAAAGUCGAAAUACCCAGUCAGAGCAGGUUAGAAGCGUCAGCAAAUUAUAUCUUAAGAGGGGGAAUCCUAAAAAAAAAGCUGUCCGGUGUUAGCCAACCUGCAACCGGCUGCUCAAAGGGAAACAUUGAACUUUGCUUGAGAUAAAACCAGUGGGACAGAGUUACUGGCAGAUAAAGGAGGAAGUUGGCGGUCUAGAGCAACAUUUUUUAUAUAGAGUCUGGGCUUAAAUAGCCUUUAGAGUUAUCUUAAGGUGAAACAAGGUCCUUCUCCUACAAGGUGACGGUGAGGAGGGGCGAUGGACUUCGUGGCGGGAUGCAUCGGAGGUGCUGCUGGAGUCUUGGUUGGACAUCCUUUUGACACAGUUAAGGUGAGACUGCAGGUCCAGAGUAUUGAUAAGCCUCUGUACCGGGGGACCUACCACUGUUUCCAGUCCAUCAUACGACAGGAGACGAUAUUUGGCUUGUACAAAGGCAUUGGAUCCCCCAUGAUGGGCCUGACAUUCAUCAAUGCUUUAGUGUUUGGUGUUCAGGGAAACACCAUGCGGCUGUUGGGACAUGACACCCCCAUGAACCAGUUCCUCGCCGGAGCAGCGGCAGGUGCCAUCCAGUGCAUCAUCUGCUGCCCAAUGGAGCUGGCUAAAACACGCAUGCAAAUGCAGGGAACCGGAGAGAAGAAGUCUUCUAGGAAGCUGUACAAGAACUCCCUCGACUGCUUGGCUCGCAUCUACAACCGGGAGGGUCUGUGGGGCAUAAACAGAGGAAUGCUGACCACGCUCAUCCGAGAGACACCAGGAUUCGGUGUGUAUUUCCUGGCCUAUGACGUUAUGACACGCAGCCUUGGCUGUGAGCCAGACGACCGCUACAUGAUUCCCAAACUGCUGUUCGCUGGGGGCAUGGCUGGCAUCGCCUCCUGGCUCUCCACCUACCCAGUAGAUGUGAUCAAAUCACGCCUGCAGGCAGACGGGGUGGGUGGAGUGAACCAGUACAGCAGCAUCGCUGACUGCGUGCGACAGAGUGUCAGGAGAGAGGGCUACAUGGUGUUCACACGAGGCCUCACCUCAACGCUGCUACGAGCCUUCCCUGUGAACGCGGCUACCUUCGCCACGGUCACCCUCAUCCUCAUGUACGCUCAAGGGGUGGAGGAGGGACCUAAAGACUGUGAAGCAGCUCCUUCAGGUCACCACACACAGAUCCAGCAGCAGGCCCAACCCUCCAGCCUGUGACAGCCCUGACGUCUCACCCUUGCAAAUUACUCAUACAAAACCUUCAUUUCUGUCUGACUCUGUUUCUCAUCAGACCAGUCAUUCCCAACACUGAGUCAGAAAAAACCCAGUUUAUACAAACUCUUGUUUUUACAUCUUAAACAAAGGAAAGAAAGGAGAAGGUUUUAUUUAUUUUUAACAAUGAUUUUAUGUUUUGGUUGGCCUCUGAUCGUGCAGUCUUGAGUCAUCUCCGAUGGUGAUGCCUCUUAUUAGAAGGACUUUGAAGCUAUGAGAUUCCUAAAUGUUUUAAACAGCAACUUUUAUCUCUCAUAAACCUCUUGUAUGACACUGAUCCAGACCUGUUACUGAGCCACCAAAAUAAUGGUGUGGCUACGUCGUGUAUUAAAUUGAUAUCUCUUACAUCAUCUUGAAAAGUACAGUUAAACUGCAUCUGUAUAUAUUACUGAUUUCUUUUUUUAAUGUAUGUUGGAAACAAUAUUUCUGCCUUGUGUAAUGAACGCUUUUUUUGUGAAGCCGAAGCUCCUAACUGCACCUAAACUGUAUCCUCUGAAGAGCCAAGCAUCUUCAUCGUGUGAAGAACUUAUCGUGUGUGUGCGUGCGUGCGUGCUUGCGUGUGUGUUUGUAAUUCAAACCAAAAAUCAUACUGCAGCUUUCUGAUGAUAACUUAAGCACUGAUGUUCCACAUAGCUCAUGUUUUACAGAAAUGCACUGGUCUGAAGGCUCCAGAGGGAAAGUAAAGCCUUUGUGUGUGGAUUGUAAAUUGCUUUUAUGUUUUCUGUUUUCUUUGUCCAUCAGUCUGGGAGCAUAUUACGUUUCAUCAUUCUGGCUUUUCUCCUGCAUAAACGUCACAAUCCAGAUGUUUAAUUAUCUUUUCUUUUUUUUUUUUUAAUGUAUACCCUCUAAAGCCAGGGAUGGUAUGGGUUUUAUAUGGUUCCGCAAUUUCAUGUCAUGUGGGGCUGACAAAUGUCUCAAGUAUGUCGGUUUUGCAGAUGUAACUCUGUGUAUGUUUCAAGUUCAUUCUGGUUGAAGAAAUACAACCCCACAUUUGUACCCAGAACUUGCCCCAGGACUUUUUUUGGCACUAUAUAAUUCUGAGGCCAGAAAAGCUUUUAAAAGCCUUUUGAAAAAGAGUCAAUCUUUUGUGAGGCUUUGUUUUAUUCUCGACCUGCAUGGUGUGUCCCUGUGGAAAUAUUUAAAGUGAUUGUUUCCCUAAAUUUGCACCAACAGUUUGUAUACUGUACCUAAUCUGGAUGUGGGCCUUAAUAAUUUAUUUUAUUGAGUGUUUUAGUCGCUUAUUUAUUUAAAAGUGUUGCUGAUGAGUUUGGAUUGUCUACUUUCUGCAUGGGCUUGGUCAACAUCCAAUAUUUUGUUUCUGUAUUUUGUGUCUGAAUAUUCUAUUUUUUGCUGUAAAGUCUAAUGCAAAAAGCUUCCCCAGCUCUAAAACUAGCUACGAUAUCAAACUGUUGCAAUGUGUGAAUGACUACUGUCUACACUCUAUGACCAAAGUCAGUGGACAACAGACCCUCACAACUAUACUGUAGCUUGAUGAACUUCAUCAUCUCUAACUAUGGGCACUGAUGUGAAUUUAAACCCUAAAGCUUUAACAGGUAAACUAUUGUUUCAUCAUGUUGCAUUUAGGAGAAACUUCAUUGGAAAUAAGUGGAGGGGUUAAAUGCCCCCGGACCAAGAUCCCUCCUCUGACUUUGGUGAUAUAGUGUAACACAUUGUCUUGAAUGUAUCCCACCUGAAACUCACUGAAGGAUUACAUCAUUUCUUUGGGCCCUGCUAUUUAAAUGUAGAUGUCCCUUGUUGUGAAAAUUGCUGCUGAAAUGCUGCCUAGAUACUUGAAAACCUACAAGGCUCGUUGUGGUUUGAUGCUAUGUGAUGAAGACUAAUGAAAGUGGAACAUUUAAAAAGGGAGAUUUGUUUUGUCUGUAGAUGUUGCUUGUGUUUAAUAAUUCCACCUCUGAAUGCGGACUGUUAUCUAUGUUUCAAUAAUGUAGAUUAUGUCUCAAACAAACAUUGAGUCCAUCUGUUGUGAAGGAUGCAAUAUGUACAGGUUGUGUUACUAUUGAUGUGAUAUAGCAUUGAAGUGGUAUUGUAAAUAUAUAUAUAGGCAUAUAUAACAUCUAUUUUUCAGUCUAAAGUAGAUCUGUGCUACCCCAAAACUCUGAGCAGUUUUUAAAGACUUGGUGUGAGCCGUUUGUGUGAGCUCUUCAACUGAAUAGAUUAUAUAUGAAAAACUGAGACUUCAUAUUUUUGUAACAUAGUCAAACAUAUUCCUAUUUGUCUACAUUUGUCAUUGAGCAUCUGUACAAAUGGGUAAAUAAAACUCAUUCAGAAAA